Aspergillus sclerotioniger CBS 115572 is the source of this 1706-nucleotide messenger RNA. Its product is annotated as glycoside hydrolase family 72 protein. Gene Ontology annotation, cellular component: fungal-type cell wall; cytoplasm. The transcript is spliced from 4 exons. The record is from RefSeq and is a predicted model, not a curated record. Bases 371 to 1684 code for a protein of 437 amino acids. Gene Ontology annotation, biological process: fungal-type cell wall (1->3)-beta-D-glucan biosynthetic process. Gene Ontology annotation, molecular function: 1,3-beta-glucanosyltransferase activity. NCBI's taxonomy places the organism in Eukaryota, Fungi, Ascomycota, Eurotiomycetes, Eurotiales, Aspergillaceae.
GCUCGCCGCCUCCGUCGCAGCGGCGGCUGCUCUCGUCGACGUGGCUGUCGCUUCUGUCCCAGCCAUCGUCAUCAAGGGAUCCAAAUUCUUCUACGAGAACAACGGCACUGAAUUCUUCAUCCGUGGUGUGGCCUACCAGCGUAAGACAUCCAUCACCUUCGUGUCUGCCCGGUCAAUUCCAAAUUAACUCAAUCCUUUCACAGCCACCUACGAUGGUACAGGCACGACGACCUCCGCUGGCACGGUUGAUUACGUCGAUCCUCUGGCCAACGAAACCAUCUGCAAGCGGGAUCUGCCCUACCUGCAGGAACUCAACACCAACGUGGUGCGUGUCUACCAGGUCGACCCCGAUGCCGACCACACCACCUGCAUGAACCUGUUUGCCGAUGCCGGCAUCUACGUGCUGGCGGAUCUGUCCACCUCCGACUACUCCAUCACCAGCGACGACCCCCAGUGGAACCUGGAGCUGUACGACUUCUACGCCAGUGUCGUCGACUCCCUGGCCAACUACACCAACACCAUGGGUUUCUUCGCCGGUAACGAGAACUCCAACCGGGCCAACAACACCGGCGCCAGUGCCUUCGUCAAGGCCGCCGUUCGUGACAUGAAGGCCUACAUCAAGACCAAGGGCUACCGCGACAUCGGUGUCGGUUACUCCGCCGCCGAUGCCAGCGCCAUCCGAGACGACCUGGUCGCCUACUUCAACUGCGGUGACCAGACCGACGCCGUCGACUUCUUCGGUGACAACGUCUACGAGUGGUGCGGUGACUCCAGCUACACCGAGUCCGGCUACAACGUCAUGACCGAGGACCUCAAGAACUACUCCGUCCCCUACUUCUUCUCCGAGUACGGUUGCAUCACCGUCCAGCCCCGUUCCUUCAGCAACGUCCCCGUCAUGUACGGUUCCGAGAUGGACGACUGGCUCAGCGGUGGUAUCGUCUACGAAUACUUCCAGGAUGCCAACGACUACGGUCUGGUCACCAUCUCCGACGGCUCCGUCAGCACCCUAACCGGCUUCUCCUCCUACUCCAAGGAAAUCAACUCGGUCAGCCCCACCGGCACCAACAGCGCCAGCUACACCCCCACCAACACCGUGGCCCGGUCGUGCCCCACCGUCGGAGCCUCCUGGGACGCCGCCAGCAACCUGCCCCCGGCCCCGAACGCCGAGCUCUGCUCCUGCAUGGAGGAAACCCUCAGCUGCGUGGUCAAGGACUCCGUCUCGUCCAAGAAGUACUCGGACAUGUUCGGCACCGUGUGCGGCUACGGCGUCUGCGGCGGUAUCGACACCAACACCACCUCCGGCGUCUACGGCGCCUACUCCAUGUGCAACUCCAAGCAGAUGCUCAACUGGGCUCUGAACGCCUACUACGAGGAGAACAAGGCCAAGGGCGGUACCUCGGCCUGUGACUUUGGCGGUUCCGCCACCAUCACCUCUACCGUCUCCCCGACCGGUACUUGCUCCUCCCUGCUCAGUGCCGUCGGUACCGCCGGUACCGGCACCGUCUCUCUCUCUGCUGCUGCUGGUACUAGCACCGGUGACUCGAGCAGCGGUAGCAGUGGCUCGAAGAGUAGCUCCGCUGGUAUCCCUGGGUACUCGAGCUACACUACCUCUCUGGGUCUGGGUCAACUGGCUGUGUUUGUGGCCGUUGGUCUGUUGUCUGGUACUGGUAUGAUUCUUUUGUAGAGAGUUAUAGUUUUUUUUUUUA